This is a messenger RNA of Sesamum indicum (sesame), 1947 nucleotides long. RefSeq names its product Ca(2)-dependent phospholipid-binding protein (Copine) family (gene RGLG4). Gene Ontology annotation, molecular function: ubiquitin-protein transferase activity. The record is from RefSeq and is a predicted model, not a curated record. Gene Ontology annotation, biological process: protein ubiquitination. Lineage: Eukaryota; Viridiplantae; Streptophyta; Magnoliopsida; Lamiales; Pedaliaceae. Gene Ontology annotation, cellular component: nucleus.
UGGCCAAAGUCCAAACCCGCCAAGCAAACGGGUGUAUUAAUUCCGCUAAAAUUGAUUCUUACACCAAUCCAGAAGGCAAGAAUCACAUUCCUCUUAAUUGUAUUCCUCACGCUAUGCUAUUCUGCACUAUCACAACCACCACCACCAGCAGUUGAGAUCACACGGCAACGUAUAAAUUCGGCGGGAAGAGUUGCAUCCGAGAAUCUUGGGGCAGUUUCCUCGUUGUUGCGGUCUGCUUAAAGCGAGGAAUUGUUGCUUGAUUGGUUGUUCUGUUGAGUUGAAGUUGUUGUGUGUGUAUAUAUACGACUGCAGUUUCUCAAUGGGGAAGUGGAGAUGAGAUGGGAAAUCGGUUGUUUCGGUCUAGCAAGGGCAGCAGUAGUGAUAGCAGCGUGGUUGCAGGGAGAGGUGCGAGUUCGAGAAUUCCUGGUCCGACGAGAUCAAUUUCAUAUUCGGUUAUCAAUAAACCGCUGGAUGGACUGCCGCAGAGAAAUUGGAAUCAUCCUUCUUCUACGGCUAAUUACAGUGACACCAAGAACACUACAGGGAGUGCAGGAGGCAUGACUUCCGCUAGCAGCGGUGUCGAUAAGAAGAAAAAGUACGGAUUCAUCCCCGAUAAUUUCACGUCUGUCGACCAGGUCACUGCGGCCUUAAGAGAAUCUGGUCUAGAGUCAUCAAAUCUAAUUCUUGGAAUUGAUUUUACUAAAAGUAAUGAAUGGACAGGCAAAGUUUCAUUCAGCAACCGUAGCCUGCACGCAGUUGGUAAUACACCUAAUCCAUAUGAAAAGGCUAUAUCCAUCAUCGGGAAGACUUUGGCCCCAUUUGAUGAAGAUAAUUUGAUUCCUUGUUUUGGGUUUGGUGAUGCUACUACACAUGAUCAGGAAGUGUUUAGCUUUCACAGCGACCACUCCCCUUGCAAUGGCUUUGAAGAGGUUUUGGCCUGCUACAGACGAAUAGUUCCAAAUUUACGAUUAUCCGGGCCAACAUCUUAUGGUCCGGUAGUGGAUGCUGCAGUAGAUAUAGUGGAGAGAAGUGGAGGACAAUACUAUGUUUUGGUGAUCAUAGCUGAUGGCCAGGUUACAAGAAGUGUCAAUACGAGUGAUGCAGAACUCAGCCCGCAAGAAGAGAAAACAAUAAACUCUAUAGUCAAUGCUAGUUUGUAUCCUCUCUCAAUUAUUCUUGUUGGAGUUGGUGAUGGACCCUGGGAAGAUAUGAAAAAAUUUGAUGACAAGAUCCCUGCUCGUGACUUAGACAAUUUUCAGUUUGUUAAUUUUACUGAUAUCAUGUCCAAGCACACAUCAUCUUCUGCAAAAGAGGCUGCUUUUGCUCUUGCUGCAUUGAUGGAGAUACCCAUCCAGUAUAGAGCGGCUAAAGAAUUUGGUCUGCUAGGACGAGUGACUGGUAAAGCAAAGAAAAUAGUUCCUAGGCCACCUCCAGUACCAUAUGCUCGCCAAGCAGGAUUUCCAUCCCGAGAACCCAGCAGCGUCUCAGCAGCUAUGCAAGACGAGCGACAUCAGGUCUGUCCAGUUUGCUUAAUCAAUGGGAAAGACAUGGCCUUUGGCUGUGGACACAUGACUUGCAGAGAAUGCAGCCCAAGAUUGUCCGAGUGUCCUAUUUGUCGGCAACGUAUCACAAGUCGGCUCAGGCUAUAUACUUGAUGUUUACUUUAAAGGUGACCACUUCCUAUAAAAGUGCGGCGCAUGUACAGUAAAGAAUGUGUUGACUUUCCUCUCGGUUUCCUGUUUCCUUUUCCUUUUUUAGUGAUGAAUGUGAUGAUUUGUGUAUUUAGAUGUUGUCUAAGGUACUAACAACUAAGUUGUCUUCGCGCACCUUAUACAUGGGGACUUGUACUAAAUGUAAAUAUCGUAUGCUUGCUUUAAGAUUUUGUCCCAUAACCUUAUAUAUGGGUACUUGUACUAUAUGUAAAUAUUGUACGCUUGCUUUAAAUUU